CAUUUAACAACGUUUCGCCUCUUUUUUGCUCGACUGCUUCUCUCUCUUUCCCACGCGCACUGCAAAUUCAUGGUGGGUUACUAAGUUCUGACUAGUUCAAUCGCCACCCCAACCCGACAUUUGACAGACAACCCUUGGAUCCAACCCCAGAUCACAUACAAAACCGAAAGAUGUCCCAUCGAUCCUUCUCCAUCCUAAAACGGGUUAUCACUCACCACCCGAAUUCCUCUCAUCUCCUAUCCUCCCAAAGAUCCGUAACCUACAUGCCCCGUCCAGGAGAUGGGGCGCCCCGACCCGUUACCCUUAUUCCAGGUGAUGGCAUCGGGCCCUUGGUGACUGGCGCCGUUGAACAGGUGAUGGAGGCUAUGCACGCGCCGGUUCACUUCGAGAAGUAUGAGGUACACGGCGACAUGAAGCAGGUUCCCCAAGAAGUUUUGGAUUCCAUCAGGAAGAACAAGGUGUGCUUGAAGGGCGGCCUCAUGACCCCUGUAGGCGGUGGCGUGAACUCUCUUAAUAUGCAGCUCAGGAAAGAGCUUGAUCUUUACGCUUCCCUCGUCAAUUGCUUUAAUCUACCAGGGCUCCCUACACGCCAUGAGAAUGUUGAUAUAGCAGUUGUUCGGGAGAAUACUGAAGGGGAAUACUCGGGACUAGAGCAUGAGGUGGUUCCCGGUGUUGUCGAAAGCCUCAAGGUGAUAACAAAGUUUUGUUCUGAGCGCAUUGCAAAAUAUGCUUUUGAGUAUGCUUAUUUAAACGGCAGAAAGAAAGUGACAGCUGUGCACAAAGCCAAUAUCAUGAAGCUUGCCGAUGGUUUAUUUUUAGAAUCUUGUCGAGAGGUUGCCACAAAAUAUCCUGGGAUCAAGUACAAUGAGAUUAUUGUGGAUAACUGCUGCAUGCAACUGGUUUCCAGGCCUGAGCAAUUCGAUGUCAUGGUGACACCAAAUCUCUAUGGCAAUCUGGUUGCAAAUACAGCUGCUGGUAUAGCUGGUGGCACUGGAGUUAUGCCUGGAGGGAAUGCUGGGGCUGACUAUGCUGUUUUUGAGCAAGGUGCUUCGGCUGGGAAUGUGGGGAACACAAACUUGGUGGAGCAAAGGAGAGCAAACCCAAUUGCCCUUCUUCUCUCUUCGGCUAUGAUGCUGAGACAUCUCCAAUUUCCAUCAUUUGCUGAUCGUUUAGAGACUGCCGUAAAACAUGUUAUCUCAGAGGGAAAAUAUAGGACGAAAGACCUGGGUGGAGAUAGCACCACUCAACAAGUUGUUGAUGCAGUUGUAGCAGCUCUAGACUGAUGGACAGCAAUCCACCCAUGUUUUACUUCACUUUUUAUUUUAUAGCAGUCGUCCGGCAGCACCAAAGAUCCCCCUGCUGUCUAUUUUUAUCCGAAGAAAUUGUAAUUGCUCUACUUUUUGUUUACAUUUCGCUCACUGCAGUUGAUUUAUUCCCAAUUUUCGCUGGCACUGAUUCGCUUGCUAGAAACUGGUGAAAGAAAUAAAGCUGGGAAAAUAAAAUUGUUCUGCCAUUUGUUUCCUGUAGAA
Molecule: messenger RNA, 1529 nt
Organism: Olea europaea var. sylvestris
Lineage: Eukaryota; Viridiplantae; Streptophyta; Magnoliopsida; Lamiales; Oleaceae
Product: isocitrate dehydrogenase [NAD] regulatory subunit 1, mitochondrial-like
Exons: 4
Coding region: 171-1283 (370 amino acids)
Biological process (GO): tricarboxylic acid cycle; isocitrate metabolic process
Cellular component (GO): mitochondrion
Molecular function (GO): isocitrate dehydrogenase (NAD+) activity
Source: RefSeq, a predicted model, not a curated record